Alnus glutinosa is the source of this 4238-nucleotide messenger RNA. Its product is annotated as protein SPA1-RELATED 2. The record is from RefSeq and is a predicted model, not a curated record. Gene Ontology annotation, molecular function: ATP binding; protein kinase activity; protein binding. NCBI's taxonomy places the organism in Eukaryota, Viridiplantae, Streptophyta, Magnoliopsida, Fagales, Betulaceae. The coding region runs from base 358 to 3525 and encodes 1055 amino acids. The transcript is spliced from 9 exons. Gene Ontology annotation, biological process: photomorphogenesis; protein phosphorylation.
AAUUUUUAGAGAGAGAGAGAGAGAGAGAGAGAGAGCGCUUGGGAGGCAAAAGAUAUUUGUUAUCCAGUUUCAUCUCCAGGCCGGGUCACAGCUGAGCUAGGGCUUUUGCUCUCGUCGAAUUUUCAAGUUUUGCGCAUACCCCUUUGUACUCUUAAGGAAUUGAAAGAACUCUGGGCCCUUGGCGGUCGAGCGCUUGGUUUUCCGUUCAAAGAGUUGCAGUUGCACUGAGGAGUAAUUGGAAAGAGAAAGACUAGAUAUGAUUAGUUACUUUAUCCGAUUUUGAUCGAACAAGUCCCAUUUACAGUGCAAGGCCAACAUUUGACUGAAUGAGGUCAGUUUGGGCAGCAUGGAUGAAGGAUGGGUGAUGAUGCAACCCUGUUAGAUGCGAUGGAGGGUGCACGCCUCCAAAGCAAAGAGAGUGAGUAUUCUCUGAAACCUGAAGGCCGCAACAUGUUGGAAUCCCAGGAAAUGUUUAUACCUGGAGAGGGUGACUUUAACCAGAGCCCGCCCCAGGAAUUUGCGGUUCAAGAGGGUAAGAAUGUAAAUAGGAGUAUAAACCAUGGGAAUGGAUUGGAGCAACCCCAUGCUAGUCUUUGCUCCAUGGAUGAUGCUGGUAUCAUGGUUGACGAGUUGAGAGUGACCGAUUACAAUGGCUCGAAUUUAGCUGCUGUUGGUACAUCAAGCAAUAGAGAAAGAAUGCAGGCUAGGCAGAAUCAGUGGCAGCAUCUUUAUCAGCUUGCAGGUGGAUCAGGAGGUGGGAGUUCACGCGGUGAUACUAUAUGGAGGGGCAAUGGUCAGGCAAUGCCAAGUUUCUGGGAGGAUAUGGGGGGCACGCAUUUUCCAGAGUUAUUGGCUCAAAAACCAUUUAGCAAUGAUAGUAAGGAUAUGGCGGAACAGUUGAUGACUGCUGAAAAUCAAGAGGCACCAGGCAACAAUUGUGGAGGUAUCCGGACAAAGAUUAUAUCUAAAUCAGGGUUCUCUGAGUUUUUUGUUAAAAAGACUUUGAAGGGAAAAGGGAUUGUAUGUAAAGGCCCUACUAGUGAUGGCAUUCAUGUUGGGCCCAGAGACCAGAAUAAUUUGAAGAUUGGCGGUAGUACUAUGGUGGCUUCUGAUGUAUCACAGGGACUGUGUUCCAAAACUGCAACGCCUUCUCCUGAAGGCAUUGCUGGGCUUAGGCCUCCUGGUGGUUCGGAUCAUGAUGGAGUUUGUUUGAGACAAUGGCUGAAAGUUGGGCGCCAUGAAGCAAGUAAAGUUAAGUGCUUGUAUAUAUUUAGACAGAUCGUGGAUGUGGUUGAUUUCAAUCACUCUCAAGGAGUUACCUUGAAGGACUUACGGCCCUCUUGUUUCAGGUUGUUGUUGUCAAAUCAGGUUAAGUACAUUGGGUCAUCUGUCAAGAGAGAAACGUUAAAUGGUGUAGGGGAUCAUAAUACUUUGCGCUCAGAUAAUUGUCUUAUAAGAAAAAGGCCUCUGGAGCAGGUAAUGUUUCCCUCUGCUGCUUUAUAUGCAAAGAAGCAAAAGUUCAGUGAGAAUGCUAACUUCAGUAGGCGGUGGCACCAUUUCCCUUCAAGAUCUUGCCACAAACUUGAAAGUGCAUGGGAUUCUUGUGAUGAAUAUAAUGAAGCUAAUCCAAGUACAGAAUGUGAGAGUCAGAGCAAGCCCAGCAGCCCUUGUGCGUCUACUAUAGCUCAACAUCAUUUGACUUCUCUGAGUGAACGGUUGGAAGAGAAAUGGUAUAAAAGUCCUGAGGAGCUCAGUGAGGGUGCUGGCACAUCUUCGUCAAAUAUCUACUGUCUUGGUGUUCUUAUUUUUGAGUUACUUGGUCGUUUUGACUCUGAAAGAGCUCAUGCUGCCGCAAUGUCAGAUCUGCGUAAUAGAAUUCUUCCCCCAAAUUUUUUAUCUGAAAAUCCCAAGGAAGCUGGAUUCUGUCUUUGGCUAAUUCAUCCUGAACCUUCAUUGCGCCCGACAACCAGGGAGAUUAUACAAUCUGAAGUGAUUAAUGGAGUGACGGAGGUGUGUGCUGAAGAAUUAUCAUCAUCCAUUGAUCAAGAUGAUGCCGACUCGGAACUAUUAUCACAUUUCCUGGUUUCAUUGAAAGAGGAAAAGCACCAGCGUGCUUCCAAGUUAGUGGAAGACAUUAGCUGCUUAGAAGCAGAUAUUGAAGAGGUUGAGAAGAGGCGCACUUUGAAAAACUCACUGGUUGAUUCUUGCUUGCACAGUGACUCCCUCAGUAGAAAGGAGACUAUGUUCUAUCAUAAAGAACUGUCAAGUUUGGAUGCGCUUUCUCGGUCAUCCCCUAUAUCUAAUACAAAUGAGUUGAUGUUGACGAGGAAUAUCCAUCAGCUUGAGAAAGCUUACUCGUUGGUGAGAUCUGAAAUUCAGCUCACUGAAAGUGAUGCAACAACACGUCCAGAUAAGGAUUUAUUGGGGAAUCGUGAGAACUGGUGUUUGGCCCAAAUGGACGAAGAAAAACAGAUUUCCACUGAUCGCUUAGGAGCCUUCUUUGAUGGUUUAUGCAAGUAUGCUCGUUAUAGUAAGUUUGAAGUGCGUGGGAUACUAAGAAAUGGGGAUUUCAAUAAUUCUGCAAAUGUAAUUUGCUCUCUCAGUUUUGACCGGGAUGAGGAGUACUUUGCUGCUGCUGGAGUGUCAAAGAAAAUAAAGAUAUUUGAAUUUAAUGCUCUCCUUAAUGACUCCGUUGAUAUAAAUUAUCCAGUGAUUGAGAUGUCAAAUAAAUCAAAGCUUAGUUGUGUUUGCUGGAACAACUAUAUCAAGAACUAUCUGGCUUCAACUGAUUAUGAUGGUGUAGUGAAGUUAUGGGAUGCAGGUACUGGUCAAGCGUUUUCUCAAUUCACAGAGCAUCAAAGAAGGGCUUGGUCCGUUGACUUUUCUCAAGUAUCUCCCACAAAAUUGGCCAGUGGAAGUGAUGACUGCUUCGUGAAACUGUGGAGCAUUAGUGAGAAAAACAGUUUAGAUACAAUCAAGAGCGUUGCAAAUGUCUGCUGUGUUCAGUUCUCUGCCCACUCCUCACAUUUGUUGGCCUUUGGAUCUGCCGAUUAUAGAACUUAUUGCUAUGAUCUUCGGUUUACUAAAAUCCCCUGGUGUGUAUUGGCGGGCCAUGAAAAAGCUGUGAGCUUUGUGAAAUUCUUGGACUCCGAAACACUUGUUUCUGCAUCCACUGACAGCACAUUAAAGGUUUGGGAUCUCAACAAAACCAGUCCUUGCGGUCUGUCCAAUAAUGCUUGCGGCAUAACCCUUAGUGGGCAUGCUAAUGAGAAGAAUUUUGUGGGUUUAUCCACUGCUGAUGGUUAUGUAACAUGCGGUUCAGAAACAAAUGAGGUUUAUGUUUACCAUAGAUCUCUGCCUAUGCCAAUUACUUCCCACAAGUUUGGCUCCAUUGAUCCUGUCUCUGGAAAAGAGUCUGAUGAUGACAAUAUGCAGUUUGUUUCCAGUGUUUGUUGGAGAGCGAAAUCAGACAUGGUUGUUGCUGCCAAUUCAAGUGGGUGUAUAAAAGUGUUGCAGUUGGUUUGAGGAAAAGGGGAAACUCUGACAAUCAAGAGGAUUUUUUGGCUCUAGCUGUUCAUGUGAAGAGCUCACCUCAUUUUGAAAUACCGAGUCUGCAGCAUUUCAUCCCAAAAAAACUUAUUUAAGAGAUGUCGAAAUUGCGACAACUGGCUCCUGAUCUCCACAUCGGAAGAUUGAGAUGCCAGCAUGAGAAAUUAAAGGCGUAAAACCACAAAUAUCAUGUAGUCACUGAUAGAAGAGGCCUGAGAUACUGCUUCGAGAUGUAAAAUGAUUGACUGAAAUCGACAUGAAUUCAGUACAAAUGGAUUCAAAGAUAAACAUGGAAUUUUGGGAACAGCUGUUUCUGGCAUUCAGAAUGAGUGUUAUCUAUUUUUGCAGUUGCUCCUAAGAACAAAUGCAGAUUUCUUAGUCCUUAAAAAGAUUUUUCAGUGAUGGACUAGCAUUUUUGGUAGCCCACUUGUUUGUUCAAAGUCCGCUCAGAAGGGUUGUUGACUCUGACAAGAAAUUCCUUAUUGGGUUGUAUUUAGGAAAUUAAUGUCUAAGGUAAAAAGUUGCUAUUGUAAAUUUUCUUCAAUUUCAUGUAUAUGAUAUAAUUUUGUGUAGUAGAUCUGACAGGAUGACCUGAUUCCGCAUCUUUUUUGUAUAUCGCAAUUUGUAUAAACUUAAACAGUGAUUCAUGUUUCUUUUGAAGAAGGGAAUGUCAAAGCGUUUCUUGAUUA